Symbiodinium pilosum is the source of this 3072-nucleotide messenger RNA. Lineage: Eukaryota; Dinophyceae; Suessiales; Symbiodiniaceae. The record is from the annotation of a GenBank genome assembly.
AUGAUGGAAGCCUUCCUGUCCUUGAGCGAAACUCGCUCCAGAGAUCAGGGAUUUCCGUCCCAGCCCUCCGUGCCCUCCGCGCGGAGUGCCUCGGGUGCCCGUUUUGAGCUCGAAGCUCCGUGGACAGCCCUGUCUUCCGUACUUAGCAAGCUUGCUGUCUUGGGGUUUUGUGGAAGUUGUUUGGCUCUGCAGAGACGAAGGAUUCAGAAACUUCCUCGCAAAGUUGAAAGAGUGAUACGAGAAGGGUCCUACACCUUAGAUGACUUAUCGCGAAAGGUUAGGCCAACACCUGUGAAGCCAGAUGGGACUGAGCUUUCUCCUGGUGAAGUUCGACAUAUUGAGGUGCGGCAGAAGCAGAUUGCUGCAUUGAAUAAUUUCAUGUUGCAGAAGCACCGGAAGAGCAGGAAGAAGGGUAUUGCUCCGCAACUGCUGUACACGGAUGAACCAGAUAAUCCUUGGAGGGAUCGAUACCUGCUUUGUGAGGACUGCGAGAAGCGUGAAAAUCACGGCAAGUCUCCGCGCAAGAACUGCAACAAUUCCUCCUUGCUAGAGCUAGACAUGACAGCGGCCUUCUCACGUGACAAUGUCAUGGUGACCAGCUGUGAUAUUGUGCAGAUGAUUCGUGAAGAUGUUUGGGUGUACAAGGACAAGUACGGCACUUUGACGCGGUCUGACAAGAAGAAUGCAGCUGGUACAUUUCCUGUUCAGGUAUGCUGCGUGUGUCGAAAGACAAGCCUUGACGAGGGGAGGCGUUUCAAAAUGUGCAACGUUUGCAGAGGCGUCUCUUACUGCUGUGAAAGCUGCCGCGCCUCGCACAACCUGAAGCAUCAAGCCACCUGUGUGAGACCAUAUUUGCCGUACCGCGGUGAAUGGGGUAUACGGAAGGAACUCAGGGAGAUGCGUUCAGAGGUCUAUCCGCUCAUCAACACGUGGGCGCUGAAGGAGCCAGAGAAACAUCGCAUAGCUUGGCUGCCUCCCCCAGAGCACCAGCAGCGACUUCUAGACGCGCAGCGGCCAAGGAAGAAGGUAAGCCUUCCUGGAGGUGCACGGAAGCUUCUCGCAGCAGAAGGCAUUGCGAGAACAACCGUCGAGGGUGGGAAGAUUGUGCUUCGGGGUAAGUCGCCCAUGGCAUAUCGGCAUCAGCGUACCUUCACCAAGCAGGAAGUGCCGGAUCAGACCUUUCUGGACAUGGUCGGCAUGACUGCGGAGGAGUACCUGCAGAAGGACAUUGAGUUGCGCAGAGAGGUCGAAGCUGAGGAUAGUGCAUCCUUGUCAAUUGUCGAGGACACUGUGGAGGAGCCUGUAGAAGACUUGACUCUGAAGAAUGGCACCUUUGGUGGGAAGAAGGUGAGACCCCGAACCACCCUCCGAGGUAAUCAUAUUCCCAUCCCUGUGCGAGAGGUUCCCAAGGUGGUCUUGGAUGAGAGUGCGAUUGCUCGGAUGGAGGAAGCCGUGCAAAGUGGGGAGAUUGUGAACAUUGACGAAAGGCAGUUUGCCCCGACCAAGCCUGUCUGGGAGUUGCCCAGGGAAGGGCAAGCGAAGAAGUUCUGGAGCCCAGUACCCGAAGAAAAGAAAAAGGAGGGUGUGGUCUAUCCGGAGUCUCCUGUCAGGGAGCUUGCCAAAAAGCAUGGUCUGCGGCUCUCCGAAGACGCACUCGAACGCCUGGAAGCAGCCGCGGAAACAGCUGAGCACAAUAGGCACCGCAUCAGUUGGCAGAAGCCGCUGAUAGUGGAUGAUGCGCAGGAGAGGCCGGCUGAGCCUACAGACAGCCAGCUCAAGGUGAGCGAAAGCCCAGAUGGCAAGCUUGAAGGAGCUCCACAGGCUGAAGACGCCGGGGGAACAAGAGCCUCGAACUUCAGCCAGCAGCCAGAGCAGCCAGAAGACCCCGAAGCUCCUGAAGCCUCGGCAGCGGAAGAAGGGGAAGCUGUACUGGAAGGGACUGUGGGAGAGCUCGAUGACCUUGGGCUGCAGCUUGAAGCUCUCACGGAGCUGGGUGUGGACUUCGGUCAGGAGGGAUUUGAGGCUGCGCAGGCCGCGAAGCCAGCUGAUUUGGAUCCCGGCUUAGGAGAAGAUCCAGCUGGGCUAGGAUUCGAAAAUGAGAUGGAGUGUGCCCAGCAUGUCUUCUACUCUGCAGACUUGCAAGUGGCAGAGACGCACUCCGUGACAGGGCAUUCUAAGCCCGAUGGGCUUUCAGUCAUUGACGCGGUUGACCGGCUGCAAGGAAUCCUGGCUGCACCAAUGAGCAAGAUCAACAUCGGAGUGGUGUGCGGUGACUUGCGAGCUGACAAGACUUCCUCGGUGGCUGUCUCUGUCGACCGCAUUGAUGAGCACCUCAUCGCGACGGCACUAAUUCAGACAAAUGUGGUCGGGCCAAGAGCAAAGAUUUCACUGACUGCAGCAGAUCCCAAAGCCAAAGCCGCCGACGAGAUCCCAGCAGUACAGCCCAACGAGACUGCUGGAAGCAGCAAGCAAAGCAACAGUAGUGCAGACUCUCCGAAGAGCACUAAGAGCAACAGCAGUUCGGAGUCUCAGGCACCAGCCCCUGCCGUUGAAUCUAAUGCUUCAGCGAACAGCGCAACUGCAGAAGCUACGUCCAGCAAUAGCACGCACAAUGCUGGUGCAUCUUCAGAGAACUCGACAGCCGCAUCAGACAGCUCCAAAAGCGUAGCUCCUGCGUCCAACGCCACUGCGAACGCCUCUGCAAAGUCCCAGGCAGAGCCCAGCACGGCAACGCUGCCACCGGUAGCGAAGGUGGACAGCAGUUCCGAGGAGGUGGAGAGCGAGCAGGAAAGGCAAGCGGCCGAAGCUGCCAGGGAGGCGUCAGUUACGAUUUUGGGAUGGACGCCUGAUGACAACGCGACGGCUGCUGUCAACUAUGCCUCUACCUAUGACUUGCAGAAUUCCAGGGGAAGCGUUCUCCUAUGGACAAUGGCCGCAACAUAUGGGGCACUGACAGUGCUUGCGCUCUUGAUUUUCAUGAUCUGCGCCGAUAGGCAGAAACACGUGGCGCAGCUUCAGGCAGAGAAGGGUAUGGCUGCGAGGACGAAUGCCAUGCCCGGGCCAAUGCUGUGA